This is a messenger RNA of Rotaria sordida, 1368 nucleotides long. NCBI's taxonomy places the organism in Eukaryota, Metazoa, Rotifera, Eurotatoria, Philodinida, Philodinidae. The record is from the annotation of a GenBank genome assembly.
AUGAAUAAUUCUCGAAAAUUUCAAAAUGAAGAAAAUCAAUCAUCAUUUGAUAACAAGGUAAAAGCUCCUCAAAUUUUGAAACAACAAGUGUGUAUGUUAGAACGUUAUAUGUUUGUUGAAAAUGAAAAACUUCAAGGAUUAAUUGCUUAUCAACACAAUAAUUCCAUAAUUGAUUUAUCUUGUCAAAAUUUAACUGAUUAUGAUAUGGGAAUUAUUAUUCAACAUGCUGUUGUUGGAAAAAAAUGUCAAGGUCUUAAUUUAUGGGGAAAUCAAUUUACACAUGAAAGUAUUUCAAUUCUUGCUGAUAUAUUAGAGAAAAAUAAAGCAUUAAAAGAAUUGGAUCUUUCAUAUAAUCAUAUAUCGGAUACAGGUGUUAAAAUAAUAUCCGAACUUCUUUCAUCAAAUACUUGUGAACUUCAAGAUAUUGAUCUUUCACACAAUGGUAUUACAGACAAAGGUACUAUCUAUUUAGCUAAUAUGCUUAAGAAAAAUCAAACAUUAAAAGCAUUAGUAUUGAAUAAUAAUGAUAUAACUGACAAUGGAUUGAAACGAUUAGUUGAUGUACUUGCUAAAGAUAAUACUAAAUUGACACAAUUAAAACUUGAAUCAAAUCCACGUAUAACACAUAUUGGUGUUGAUUAUAUAUUUCGUUCAUUAAAAAAUAAUAAAAAUUUAGAAGAAUUUUACGUAAGAAAUUGCAGUGUUUUGGGUCAAGAUUUACAGAUGUUACAAGAAAAGGCGAUUACAUUUGGAAUUUAUGUUUUUAUAUAAUAAGAUAUAUUUAAUGACUAAAUCGAUUAUUUAUUUAUUUUUUAUUACUUUUUUUGUGAAAUAAAUUAAUAAAUUAUUCAGGAAAACGGAUAAUAAUAUCUAUUUUCUUUUCUUUUUUUUUUUUUUAUAAAUUUUUCACUUAGAUCUUAUCUUAUUUACAGUAAAUGUUACAUCGACAACCUAUACCCGGGUGGGCAAAGAACGAGUAAAAAGACUAUUUAUGACAACACGCUUUGUCUAGUCUUGUUCUCAAAAAGUCCUAGCACGUGGCUAGUCCGAAAUCAUUUAUCGUCCAUAGUGUACGACCUGACUACUUAAUUGACGGACGUCAUUUUGUUUGUUAUGUCUAGUCUUUUGUAAGAAAAAGACUAGACAUGUUGUACUGUCCUUGACAUCUGUCCAACAACAUUUGUAAAUAAUAAAAAAAAGUGAGGGCAUCCACGACGUUGCAUACGACGAGUUUCAGUCUUAUGUACUGAUCUGGUUCGGAAUAGUCUAAAUUGAAAUAUGUAUGGAUGAAAGUUAGAUUCGAACAUGCAUACAAUAUAUUACUUACCUAUCGUUUAGCCGAUUGAAUUAUACGAUCAAGUGAUCAAC